GCGAGCGUGCACGCGCCCUCGCGCACUACACACGAGCACGAGCGGCGGCGUAGCUUCGUCAGGUCUGGAGUUUUCAAGGAGUGAGAAACACAGGAGGUAGGAAUAACGAUGCCGGGGAAGAAAUGACAAGUUUGAAAGUGUUAAACCGGGAAUACCGGGAACAAUUCGAGCGGAACUCUGGAAUAAAGCACCUUUACUGAAGGUGUCUGUCGUCUGUUUGGUCUGAAACGAUGCCCGGAGAAACUCAGGACUAAUCCGAAUUCGGAUCCGAUAUUUACUUCCUUUUAUAUCCCAAGUGUGAAAUAUGAUCAAAGGCGAGAGGACACUGAGGAGCGCGUCUCCUCACAGAAACGCGUACAAGGCGGACUUCCACGCCAUCAAGUGCUCCUUUGAUGGAACCAAGUCCGACACCGGGUCCAAGUCCUCUGCUAAUGGCUCCUCUGGUGAGGUCCGUGAGGACAUAGCGAGGGGACGAAACUUUGGCAACCGUGUCCAUAAGAUCAAGAACAUCUUUCUACAGAUGGAUAGCCAGCAGCAAGAGAGUCAAGAUGGAAAAGCCAUCGUGAACGCUCCUCAGAUCUCCCCGCCACCAAAAUUCCCAGUCAGUGGCACCUCCAAAACAGGCCCGAACGUAUUGGACCCUCAGAGCGACAGGACCCCAAAAGGAGAGGACGCCGAGAUCGAUAAAGCGGCCUUGGCGGAAAAGUUUUCUGUGACUAGAAAACUAUUUGAGAGGGGUAUGAAGGAUCAGACUACAGUAGAGAAGCAGGCCCCAGGCCGGGCCUCCGGACGCCUUUCUCAGGGUAGUGUGUGUGAAGAAAGGAGAGCUAGCAGGAAACCUGUAGGAUCAGCUGAAAAUGGCGGCAACAACAGCAUUAAAACAGAUCGAAGCUCUGCCUCGCCGGAGAGCAAGGAUGCUGAGAACUCGAAGCAGGUCAAUCGAUUAUUAAAUGCAGGACCUAUAUCGAGAAGACUGGAGAAUUUCAUGGCAGAUAGCGAUAAUGAAGAAUCAGCAAGAACAUCAGCUAAAACACCAGAGAAGGUGAACAGCCCUACAGAAAGAUCAGGACCUGUGUCCCCUUUACAAAACGCCACUCACAAACCAACUUCACCUUUAAAUGACCACUUUCAGUAUCCAACCUCCCCCAGUAAUCAUUCCAAACCAGUUUACUCUCCAACCUCACCAACCAGUGACCUGGCAACAAAAUCAAUCUCGUCAGUCACUCAGGAACCAUCUAAGCCCACCUCUCCAGCCACAAAAGGCAGUGAUGAAGCCUGCGUCCGCGCUUCCAGACAUCCGUCCUCAUCGGCUGAGGGUUUUAAAAAAUCUUGCACAGACACUGAGGAAACCAAAACCAUAAGUGAUUCUCCUAGGGAUCAAAAGUCAUCAGAUUUUAUCAGCAGUUUUUACAACAGAGUCAAGGGCCCAGAGGCUGCUAAGCGCGAGUCCAUUACGUUGCGGAGUUCAUCCGGAGACACAAUACCUCCUCACUCCCAGCAGAACUUGGAUCCUACUCCGGCAAGAGUGGUCCGUGCAGAGCUAGUCAGGGUCCAGAACGAAUCAUCUGAAAGCGAGGAGAAUGAGGAGGACUGUGUAUUUGAAGAGCUGAAGCUCAAAAGGGAGCUCAGUCCUGAUCUCCUAAAAGGAGGUCUGACCAGAGAAGCUUUGAUUCCUUCAUCUCAAGAUGAUCUUCAUAAGGUUACAGAGGUCAAGAAGCAGGAAACAGAAGAUUCUCUGUUACAGGAAGGACAGUUGGAGGGACAGAGAGCGAACCUGGCAAAGCAGGAGAGUGACAAACAGUCUGACGAUGAAGAAGAAAUGGAGGAAGACAGUGAGCAAGAUGAUGAGGAUGAAUGUGGAAAGACAUCACCAGUGUUUUAUAGCUUUGAAAAUGCAGCGUUUGUGGAUGAUAAGGAGACAGGGCCUGUUCAAAUGGAAGAAGAUGAGGAGGAGGAGGAGGAGGAGGCAGAAGAUGAUCAGGACUAUGAGGAGUAUGAUGAAAUUAUUGGUCUCUCAGAGGAGGAAGAAUGUUCACCCAGAAGGAAGGUUUGCUUCUCCAGUGCACCAAUACGGGUCUUUACAACAUACUCGAAUGAAGACUACGACCGACGCAAUGACGAGGUGGAUCCCGUGGCAGCUUCUGCUGAGUAUGAGCUGGAGAAGCGUGUGGAGAAGAUGGACGUUUUUCCAGUGGAGAUGGAGAAAGGUGAUAAUGGGUUAGGCAUCAGCAUUAUAGGCAUGGGGGUGGGAGCCGAUCAGGGUCUGGAAAAACUCGGCAUCUUUGUGAAGACCAUCACAGAAGGAGGUGCAGCUGAGAGCGAUGGCAGGAUCCAGGUGAACGAUCAGAUCGUAGAAGUUGAUGGCAUCAGUCUGGUGGGAGUGACGCAGCUCUUUGCAGCUACAGUCCUCAAGAACACAAAGGGAACUGUUCGUUUCCUGAUUGGUCGGGAGAAACCAGGGACCCAGAGUGAGGUGGCCCGACUGAUCAGUGAGACGCUGGAGCAGGAGAGACACCAGCAGCAGCAGAGACUGGAGGAUCCAUAUGAACAGUCCACAGAGGAGGACGAACACUACGAGGAGGAUGAAGGAGAGGAAGAUGGGAUUGUAAGCUCGAGUUUUGGCAAGAGGUCCGGCGAGCUGUAUGAUUUGCCAGAGAAUGAAAGGAUGUUCAUGCCCUCAAAUAUGGAUGCCGCUCAGCUUAGCUUCAAAUUUAAAGAGCUUCAGAUAAAACACAGCAUAGCUGAGGCCGACGUCAAUCAGCUCAAAGAAAAGCUGAAGGCGUCUGAGAACGACCGAAAAGCAUGGGAGGAACGGCAGGAGCACCUAGAGAAGUGUGCUGAGGAGAACUCAGAAAGAAUCAACUACUUGGAGAAGAACUGGCUUGAGGCUCAGUCACUCUGCAAAGCUCUUAAUGAGCAGCUCACUGACUCUCAGAACCAGUUUGAAUCUUUGGACAAGAAAUACAGCAAAGCCAAGAAACUGCUCAAGGAGUACCAGCAAAAAGAAUCUGACUUUUUGAAGAAGGAGGAGGAGCUAAAGAAUAUUCUGGAGGAGACAGAAAGCCGUUACAAAGCCCAGCUAGACCAGCUACAGAAGAGGGUUGAAGCUCUGGAAUCCUGUAACAAUCUUCAGGACUCUAGAGCAGAAAACUGCAGUGAAGGGUCUAUGGACUUAGACAAUACACUUGCAGACUCACUUCUAGAUACUGACCUGAGUGAAUCCGUGCCUGAGACUAAGCUUUUGGACACUAGUGUCCAUAGGGCCAAAGGCCUGCUAGCUCAAAAGUCCAAACGGCAGCCACCAUCUCGCAGUAAACUCAAAGAGAUUAGCAGCUCGUCGGCAUGUCUUACUCAGGCUGAAGAGAAGGAGUUUCAGGAUCCCCAACAUCGUAGGAGGUCACUACAGGAUAGUCUGUCUCUGCCAGUGCUCUCUCAGCCAUCUAAUGGCCAGAAGCUGGAACCUAGCACUGCCCGAACUGUGGGCACGUCCAGAAGCACCACAGAGCUCUCCGUCCCACCGUCUUCGCCUGGAACCAGUCCAGAGAGCCCCUGCACUUCCCCAACUAAAGACUCUUCCCCAACUAAAGACUCUUCCCCCUCUGGCUUUCUCCGAAAUGUCAAAAAGAGAGAGUCCAAAGGAAAAGGCAAAGAGGUUAAAGAAGACCCCGGUGAUGGAGCAGGAAAAUCUAAAAGGCGAUUCCCUGAUUUCGGUGGUCUCAGGAAAUCUGGUGGGAAAGGCAAGAAACAUGACAAAGAAGCAAUGCGAGCAUCAUUGGACAGCAGAGGCUCAGCAGAGCUGCUGGAAGAGUCGGGGCCAAAUAUCUCGCCCUCAGAGUCUUUGGCGUCCAUCCCAACCUGCAUGCCUUUCUCUUGGUUCGGUGAUAAGGACAAGGAGAGAGACCGUGAGCCUUCAUCUUCUACAAGCAGUCUCCCUCAAACUUCAGCAGAGCCCAGUGAGCAGCAGGACUGCAAGAACAAGACAAAUCUUUCCCGGUCCUCUCUGUUCAGUCGAUCUUUAGAUUUGAGCAUGUCAGUGCUAGAUGAUUCAAAACCAGGCAGUCCGAUUUCAGAGUUAUCAGGGCUAGUGACAGAGCCCAACCUGUCAGGCCGAGCUCACACUUUAACCUUCUCUUCCAGUGAGACGCUGGAUAAUGAGCCUUGCUCUAUGGGGAAAGACUACCAGUGGCAGAAUCGACCAGUCUCUGAGUGGACAACUCAACAAGUGUGCCAUUGGCUGAUGGGCAUGAACAUGGACCAGUAUACUCCUGAGUUUACUGUACAGGGUGUUGAUGGACUGCAGCUGAUGAAUCUGGACAGUGAGAGACUAAAACUACUUGGAGUCUCUAGCCAAAAUGACCGUGCCAUGAUUAAGAAGAAGCUGAAGGACAUGAAAAAAGCCCAGGAGAAACUGGAAAAACAGCGUGAGAAACGUGACAAAGAGGCUCGACGAAGCGGGAGACUGCCAGGCAACAAUGACUCUAUCUGUUGAGGCCACAAUAAUCUCUUUCUCACUCUCUCUUCCUGUUUAUUUCUACCUUUCUGAAGCACUGACACACCCUGGUUUGUCGGGCAGGCAGCUGACGGAUUUUUGCUAUUUAAUUCUAACGUUACAUGCAGGUGAGACAUGUCACUGCAGUCAAUACGGCAAUGUAAAAUCAAUCCAUCAUUAAUUACUAGGAACUAAUGUCCAGAGCAGGUAUAUAUUAUGUCUGUCUCUUGUAGGAUCCUAAUGCAUAAGUAGUACUGUUCAUACUAGAAAACAGCAGAUUCUUCGCCUGAUGCCUUAAACCUAAAAUGCUCAAUGUCUAACUCUUGCCAAAUGUUAGAUAAUUAAUAACACACAUCUCUUAAGACAAAUCUAAGUCCUAUCAAGGGCCAUCUACAUGAUUCUGUGAAUUAUCUGUGAUACGGAAUUGUGCUACGGACCAAACUGAUUUUACUGUACUUUAUGUGCACAACAAAAGAAUGUUGACUUUUUUAAUUAUUAUUAUUAUUAUUUUUUAAAGAGAACAAGAUAUUCACAUACAAAUGCCACUAAUUUUGGAACAAACAAUGUUUUUAAAACCUCUUUCUAUUUCUUUUAACUAGUCUCCUAUUCCCCUCUUUGCUGGAACUUUGUACAGGCCUUUAAGUGAAAGCACUAUAUUUGUCUUUUUAAAGAGGCAGAUGGUGACAUGGUUUUUAAAUGUACAAAUGAAAUAUUUUAUACACAUUUAUUAACUUCAGAAGAAAAAACCUUAUUGAUUAAAUUUUUGGACAUGUUUUCUACUGAGUAGAAUAGCUCAAUAGUGUAAGACCAUUUUGCGAUUUAUAAACAGCAAAAAGUGAAAUUAUUUAGGUGUUGUUGCAGUUUGUUCGAUUGUGUUGGUUAUGGUAAUACUCUUUCUAUAUUCAUUGACCAUCUACUCAAGAUCUUAAAGAUAAUCAGUUUUAAUAUCAAAACAUGGUUUGGGGUGAUUAUAAAAGACUUCAAAUUGAACAAAAAAUGGAGAAUGCUAAAGGUUUUUCAUUUUAUUUGCAUCUCCUGUCUUAAUCCUGAUUUCAUUUAUGUUGUGGACAAUUGGCCAAACCCCUGUAACCCUGAAUAAAUACGUUUUAUUAUUUCAAUACAGGACUUUGUCAGACCAAGAGGAAAGCCCAAUAUCCAGUUAUUUCUCUGGUACGAGUGUACAAGCUGCACCAAUAAAUUUAUUUUCACAUGG
This is a messenger RNA of Tachysurus fulvidraco (yellow catfish), 5702 nucleotides long. It is a transcript of the gene ppp1r9ala, whose product is annotated as protein phosphatase 1 regulatory subunit 9A-like A. Gene Ontology annotation, cellular component: actin cytoskeleton; cytoplasm; dendrite. The coding region runs from base 305 to 4489 and encodes 1394 amino acids. Gene Ontology annotation, molecular function: actin filament binding. Gene Ontology annotation, biological process: calcium-mediated signaling; actin filament organization; neuron projection development. The record is from RefSeq and is a predicted model, not a curated record. The transcript is spliced from 20 exons. NCBI's taxonomy places the organism in Eukaryota, Metazoa, Chordata, Actinopteri, Siluriformes, Bagridae.